Paramuricea clavata is the source of this 5413-nucleotide messenger RNA. The record is from the annotation of a GenBank genome assembly. Lineage: Eukaryota; Metazoa; Cnidaria; Anthozoa; Malacalcyonacea; Plexauridae.
CAGAGAUAAUUAUACCCAGAUUCGUGCUUUACCUCUGUUUCAAACAACUUCAAAAUGAAUGUUUCACCAAGUUAUCAGGCCAGCUCUAACGCUGAACACCCGAAAACGGUCAUAACGAAGAAAGACCGACGAUAUCAGUUAGCAAAGUUGUUCAGCAUCGCGCUCGUUUCCAUAGCAACCGUUACCUUAACCAUCAUUGACGUGAUUCAAACAGCAAAAUCCUUUGAGAAUAAACAGGAGCUAAAUUACAAAAUCCACGGAAGCAUUGACACGGCAAUGGUUAUCCACAACUUACAAACAGAACGAGGAAUGACAGCUUUACAUUUGAGUUUUCGGCAAUUACAUUACGAAGAAGCACGCCGUAAGCGUUAUAACAUUCGGCGUAAAACGAAUGAAAGCAUUGUCAUAUUAGAGAAAAGAUACGACACUGAUCUUAGUACGUUAACUGGAGGGACGAAGUCAUUUUGGUAUGCUUUGGAGGAUUUUAGACGCAAAAUUGACCUUGGGAGAACCAAUGUUAUUGAACUCUUACAAACCUAUCGAAAAUGGAUAAAUGGACUCAUCUCUACGCUAGUAAAAUACACAGAAUCCGAAAACUUGGGAGACUAUGCUAACGUGGUUUACGCAUAUGAGAUGGUGAUUUUCAGUAAAGAAGAGUCAGGAAUGGAACGAGCUCUUGGAGGUUUGAAAUUCAUUCAAGGCAAGAACUUUAGUGCCAUAAACACAACAUGGUACAACGAAAAACGUGUCCUGGCUGAAAACUACCUCGAAACAGCCUUCCUAUUUUCAAGUGAGUUAAAAUAUAUCCACACUUCAUUAUUUGCCAACACUUCACAAUGGAUCAAGAAAAUUGAAAAGAAAAGAAAAGUCUUAUCUGGGGGUGUAUACCAGAAGUUUUCCGAUGACGAAGCAUACGCAUGGUUUGAGUUGAUGACAAAGUACAUUAACGUGAUAUUAGAACUUCAAGUGCGACUAGCUGACUUAAUUGAGACAAAGCUAAAAGAAGAAAUUGAUCAAAGUACAGAUCGACUUGUGAUUCGCUCAUUCCUUUUGUGUUUUACCUUGAUUGUCGUGCCAUGUAUUAUUAUAUCGUUGGCCAGAGUUCAGAAAAGGUUUUAUGAAUACACAUUGUCGUUGUUUGAUAAAGUUGGGCUGGAGCAAGCAAGAACAGAUUUCCUGAUGCGAGAAAACUCAAGACAUGUUGACAGUAAGUUUAUGUAAAUGUAGUUUAUGUAAAGCAAAACCAUUUGAAGAAUCACCAAACAAAGUGCCGUUUUUCUAUUCUGUUCAUGGUACUCUGCUUAGUAAAUGUGACUUUCACCUCACAGAUCAGGGAUCGACAACUGAAAUAUAAAACUGAAAUAAAAAUUACCCCUCGGUCUUGCAUGAAAGGAAUAUAGUUUAACGUUGACUCGAUCAAACACCACAGGGUUUCUCCAGAUAUUCUAGUUUUCCCUGUUUAGCAACACUGAACUAAUUAACUAAUAACUAGUCCCUGAAGCCGAGCUGAUUACUUAACUAUUAGAGUCAACUCGACCUCGUUGUCUAUGAGCGGAUAGUCAAUGAAGGUGUAGCGCGAGUUGAUUAUUCGCCAUAGACAACGAGGCCGAGAUGUUGAAUUGUUUUAGAAUACAACUCCUACUCAACACAUUAAAUGACUAAAGGGGAAACAGCCUGAAAAUAUUGCUGCUAUAAACUGCUAUAUACUGAAUAAAAAAUCCUUAUUUUAGACAAAGAAACACUUAAAAGUGAAAUAGAUCGAACGUAUGGUUAAGUUACCGCAAGCAACUGAAAUUUCAAUGGUUUUGCUAUGCACAAAAAAGUGCUCUUCAAUUUUGUCUGUCUUUGUGUCACAUUUUGUUGCAAGUAACAGGAGAUUAUUGUUAAAGGUGAUGUAAAGUCCGUAAUGUAAACAAACGCUUUAUUUACAUUUUCAACUCACUGCUAUAGUUGUAAAAUAUGAUUAGAUAUAUAUUAUACUGAAUUUUUAACACUUUUCUGGUUCGUUAUGCUUGUAAAUGAAUACAGACUAGAGAUUCAAUCCAAGAAAGUUCGGAAGGAGCGAAAUAUUAACAAUAUUCCAAAGGUUGCUCCCCCACUGAUGGAAUGUUUUGAUGCGCAGAAUAUAUGCGCAGAACGGACUUUACCGCAUCUUUAAAAUACGUUUUAAAUUUUGCUCCCCACCAUUAAACGUCUUUAGACGAUAUUUUGUAGUCUUUUUUGUUCUUAGGGGAAAGAAUUCCCUACAAAUUCCCCUGAAACCUUUCCAAAAGAUAAUAUUCCGCCAUAUUUUUCUCAACCGUGGUCCGUUACGCAAUGGUCGAUGGUUAAGUAGCUAAUCAAAAUGCUGCAUUUUGUAAUAGACCAUGGUUGAAUGCAUACUAAUAAAGAAUGGCCUGAUAACAACAUUGCCUGAACUAGCUAGUAUAUAUAAGGAUUAAUGGCCUAAUACAUAUUACACUGCCUGAACUAAUAUAUUACACUGCCUGAACUAUAGUAAGGAAUUGCCUGUUAAACAACACUAUAUGAUACAUAUUACAAAGUUACUGCACAUAGUAGUUGACAUGCAUCUAAGGACGAAAGCGAAUUAACUUAUAGCCUCAUUAAUAUCAUUAUCGAGACGUAAGCAUAAGCAAAAUCGCCGAUUCCUACUGGUUGCCGCUUUUGAAUUUGCAUGGCUUAGAGGUUGUUAUUGGUUGUGACUGAACGGACUAAAUCCUGAAUAAAUUGAACGUCGAUACAUGUAUGUCUUUUGUGCAUCAUGUUAAAGCGGGUCUUUCAAACGUAUAGCUCGAUCGUUCGUAGUGAACAGUUAUACUCAUAGUACCCAAAUAUUUCUUGUGGCAAGACUCGAAGAGAAUUAAGAUGGAAGAUGGGUUCGCCAUGCUCUCCUCAGAUAUGAGAACGAAGUGUGACUGAAUGACUUCGUCUUCGUGUAUACAGUUGAGUAGUUGAUGUUUUGCGGACGUCCUCGAUCGAACAGUAAUCUGGUCCCAAGGGAAUCCAUACAUAUCGUAAAUCCCCAAAAUUCUUUAAAUGAAUAGGGCAAUGUACAAUGAAGUGUAAAUAUUUCAUCCACCAAAAUCAUUUGCAUUUAAUAAUUGCUUUACUGGCUAUACAGUGUGUAUCAAAAUAAUUCGAAUCCAAAUUUGACAGACUGCUGUUUAUAAAAUACUAAAGUAAACCAUAUAAUUUUUAUAUGGCAAUAAAAAUAGCCUAUUAGCUUUCCGAUUAUAUCGUUCUUAUAAUUAUCAAUAAGAUCAAAAAUGACCAAGAAAUCGUGUGUUAAAACUGGUUGCUCGAAAUCAAAUUUUUCUGCCGAUGGGAAUUCGAAGUGAGACGUACAAACAAAAGAUAAUGCAAAUUUAAUUAAUCAACAAACGGUUAUGUAGCAAAAUUUACAUAAAUUCAUGUUCAUUUAAAGAGAUUUAAGCCCCUAUGCUUUCAACAUGUUGAACGAGAAGAAAUUCGCGUUAAAUUUGCAUUUUAGUUUUCAGUGAUGAUUAGCAUUUCAAAGCCUUGUGGGACUAACUUUGAAAGAAAAAAUGUCCAAUUCCCAUCGGCGGAAAAUUGUGUUUUUAUAGACUUUUUUUGUCAAAGCAAUACUCCUUCAUUUUCCAACUAAAUGACGCGUACAGCAUGUCAUUUGAAAGAUAAGUAAAUGAACUUAACAAUGGUGUAAAAACCAACCGAAUUUGUCAAAUAUAUUCUGCGUUAUUACACGCCAAAUUUGGAUUCGAAUUAUUUUGAUACACACUGUAUAUAACACUGUCAUUAGAUUGCAUAGUUAGUAUAGACUAGUAUACUGUACUAUUAAUAACUUACUGCGGACGUCGCACAACAAACAACGUUACGAAGUGUCGAAGUGAUUAUCCAGUUCUGUUUGGUUGCAAAAGCACGCAAUUUACUGUUAUGUAGUCGCUCAUACGACUAUGAUAGGUUACCAAUGUAGGUAUAACUUUUCAAUACAUGCAGGUAAAGUUCAUCCCACACUGUAAAAACUGAUAGGUUAAAAUAACCAAAAAAAAUAGGUUAUUUCAGUUUGUCUAGGACAACCGGUUUAAAAUAGGUUAUUUAAAUAGGUAGAAAUAACUAAAACUAAAUAGGUUAAAACAAACCAUUUCUAGUGGGUUAUUUUAACCUGUAAUAUAGUGAAACCCAUGCAUGCACCUAUAUGACACAAUAACAGAUUACGCCGUGAAUACAUAAACAAGCAUGCCGUACUUGGAGUGCAUGACAAAUACAAUCCGAUCAAAACACUAUACUGUUUCAAGUUAUCGUAUAUUUACUAUAUUUUGCUAUAAUCCGGCUAGAUACCCGCUUUCUGUGCACCUAUAAUACCGGCCCGGGAAAGGCGGGAAUGGAAUUUGCAGAGGCAAGCAAUAAUUUUCGUCCAUAUCAGUAACAAAUAAUCUGCAUGCAUAAGUUGCAUGCAUACAUGCAUAAGUUGCUUUAUAUAUGUCGCUUUAGGUCGCAUUAGCAUAUAUUCACUAACAUAACCAAUCAGAUCUUGGAUUUUGACGAAAGAACAUUGCAUAAAUGAAUAUAAGUCCGUUUUCGUCCUUAGAUGCAGGUCAACUGUCUAGUACAAACUGACUUUGUACAAAUACAUGUACAGAAAAAGCAGAAUAGAUGGAACAUAAACCAUACCGAUAUCACACUUGAUACUUCGACUGACUUUGUACUUCCAGCCAGAGCGCCAAGUUGAAAACGAUCUACCUAAUACAUCCUUUGGGAAAAUACGUUACUUUGGUUAAAGGGCCUUGUUUUCGUAAUUAAGAUGUUGUGUUUUUAACUUAUGUUUUCGAACACGAAAACGAGGCUGUAUAGUCAAAGUAGCAUGCUUUCCGAAAGGAUGUAUCGUGACAUUUUGUGACCUACAACAUUGCAUAAUGAAAUUUGCUUUACCUUUAAAACCAUAUUUUAACGUGAAUGGAUAUGAAAUUACUAAGUGAGAUUUCUGCCUUCUUUGUUUUGUUCUAGACUUGGCAGAUAAGUGGAAAGACUUCUCCAAUCAUGGCGCCAGCAAGACUGAUACUGUCGCCACAAAUACGUCAGUGGACAGAGCCAGCGAUCAUAAUCUUGAAAACAAUAUUGCUUAAUCCUUCAAAUUACGCUGAUAACAUUGCUUACAUCUGUGAAUCUGAGAAGUGUAGAAUAGUUAACUAACUUUCUGAAAAAUAACACUGAAUUGUAAUUAUACUUACAAUUACUACUGGCAAACUUUUAGGAAAUAAACAACAAUGGUGUUUUUCGUCUGCGAUUCUUUGCAUGCAAUUGAAUUGUAAAUAAAUUGUUGUUAUCAGGAGCUACGGAACCGGGGGUUGGCAAUCAGGGCACGUGCCCCUCCCCUCCCCACCCCCACACUUUUUUAAAAGUGAAAAAGUGUCCUCUUUCUGGGCUAAAGUGUCCC